This is a messenger RNA of Suillus clintonianus, 4115 nucleotides long. Its product is annotated as Spc7 kinetochore protein-domain-containing protein. The transcript has 7 exons. Lineage: Eukaryota; Fungi; Basidiomycota; Agaricomycetes; Boletales; Suillaceae. The record is from RefSeq and is a predicted model, not a curated record. Gene Ontology annotation, biological process: mitotic spindle assembly checkpoint signaling; protein localization to kinetochore; mitotic sister chromatid biorientation. Bases 78 to 3938 code for a protein of 1286 amino acids.
GUUCAACGUCUCGCGCUCGUUCACGACAACGAUCACCUUUCUUGAUUGACCUUGGCUCGGACGUAUACAUCUUGGAUAUGACUACCAAUGGCGGUCGAGGGUCGCCCAGCAGACGUAAAUCUAUCGCAGUAGCCAUCCAGAAUCGACCUCUUCAUCCAGGCAAGAAGCGACGGGCACAUUCAAUUGCACCUGGCGACAAGAUCAAUCUUGCUUCGAAGGCACGUCGGUCACUGGCUCCCCGAAAAAGCAUCCUCAAACCUGCAGUUAACAUCCCCGAGGAUGAUGACGAUGCCACACAAUCCAUGGAUCUGACCCAUGUUCAUGAAAACACGCGAAAAUCUCUUGCACGGCGCGUCAGCUUCGCAGACCGGGCACAUGUCCGGCUAUUCGAAACACAGGAACAAAAUACGAAUAGCACUAUUUCCCCACAGUCCUCGCCCUUGCAGGAGGCAGUUGAACGAGGCCCUACGGAUGAAAAUGCAUAUCCUGGAGCAAGUAACUUCCGUCGUCGAAGCUCAAUUCGAUCCGUCGCUUUCAGUGAUGGUGCAGGUGAGGAAUCUAUGGAUAUGGACUCCGAUGACACAGCUUUUGGGCCAGCUGCAUAUCUACGAGCUCAUAACGAGGAGGCGGUUGUCGAUGAAGACUUUCCGGAUGAUGACUUUGACUUAGAUGACGACGACAUGGAGGUCACCGAAGCCAUGCACAUCAAUAUUCAAAAACGACGCUCCUUGGCACUUCCUCCUUCUCGCCAACCGCUUGCAAAUGUAACCUCGCCACCAGACAAUCAUGACGAGGGUGGUCAGCAGCACGCCCCUGCCGAACAAUCCUAUACCGAAGAUGAUUCCCACCAAUCUCAGUCAUUCGUGUCUGAAGGCGAUGUCUCUCAGCCAAUGGAGUUCACUGUUCCACUCAUCCGUCCACCUGCCCCGCCAAGUGAAGCUUGGCUUGCUCUUCGAUCAAUAACCCACUCUGGUGAGACCCCAUAUGUUCCCUCAUCCGACGAAGAGGACGAACAUGGGGGACAGGACAUGGAGAUUACCGAUGCUCUUACGAGGCUCCAAGCAGCUCGUGAAUCCCUCGGUUUCGGAAAUGGAAUAGACGUUGAAGAAUUCGAACAGCAGAACAACAGUUUCAACAGCUCUGAAGAUAGUUUUGCCCAAGAUGAUGUGGAAAAUGACGGAAACCACACUAUCAAUGUCACUCAGCUUAUGCGCCGGGUGAGCCUUGGUGCUGGCAAUGGGGAUGGGAAUUCUACUAUGGAGAUCACGUCCACGUAUGGCAGUCAGGAGGAGCCAAGCGGGGACCAGUCUGACGUCGCAGGCAUAGACCUUUCAUCCUCUUCGGUACAACCGAUAGCUGAGGCUCAUGGGAAUGUCGCUCAGACCGAACCGCAGGAGUGUGUUCAUGAGGAGCUAGCAGCCAGACCUGCCGUAUUCAAACCAGCCCCGCCCCCUGGGGAGAUCUCAAAUGCAAUGCCACCCACUCCUAUUCCACGACCUACCACAGUUCCCAAGCCAUUUUCAUUUUCCUUCACGCCUCGCGCACAAACGCCAGUAUCGCCAGCCCGCCCUCGUCCUCCUUCCCCUACUAAAUCCGUAUCACCGAGCAAAGCCAAAUUCUCCGCAGCUUUUGCUCCUCCUGUUGCUCGUUCCUCGCCAAAAAAGAGGGUCCAAAGUGUCCUUGGUGACUCAGAAUCAGAAGACAGACCCAGUCCCGCCAAAAAGCUAGCUGGCCCAGGCAAACUUACUGCUCCGUUAAAUGAAUUCUCUAAGGAGCCACCCAUGCAGUCGAGCAGGCUUCCAAGGCUCUCCCCAAGCAAGAAGACGUCAUUCCAAGCACACGCAGAGCCGGUUUCUGGCCCGACUAAACGUCCAUCUGUUGGAUUUCGCCGUCCUUCGGGAUACUUCGCGCAAAGGAAAAGCAUGAGUGGAGCAGCGCUCGCUGCUUCUCCUGCCCCGGUCUCUCCGGCCAAGAAAGCGGCCGCACAUAUUGGCAGGAAGAGUACUUCCUUUGCGGACGAUGGUGACGCAGAGCCAUUAACUAGGUUUGCUGGCGAGAAGGAGGGAGCUGUUGGAGAGACGGCGGAGAAAGCUGUCUUGGAGUCGCAGGAGAUGGUGAGAGCUGAGACCAACGACUUUCCAAUGAGAGAGCCUCCCGUUCAUGAGAUGCUAGGGAGGGCUUCCCCGCCUGUCGACCUGCUCAGGAAAUCGCCCGCGCGAGAGUCCCCCGUACUUCCCUUCCUUCGAUCUCAAAGCCCUUCACGCAAUUCACCUCGACCACCAACACCGGUACACGCAUCCCCUAGGCUACCCAGCCCUGGGCCAGAACUAGAACCAGAAGACCUUCCUGAGCCUGAUUUCGAGGGGAUGGAGGGAAUUUCAAACCCAACACCAUUAGCCUUUAUCCCCGAGGGGAUUUCCAACCCCACUGAGCAAUGGCGCGGAGAUAUUGCUGAAGGAGACUUCCCUCCUGAAGAUGGCCCACAAGUCUCCAUAGACCAAUUCUUUGAGAUGACCGGGAUCCGAUUCAUGGAUGAGAUCGCUGCCCCUCGUCGCUCUACCGUGCACUCGUCUGCCCUUCGUCCUUCCAGGCGACAGUCCACGGAAAACGAGAUUCCUCUAUCUGAAUAUGUGGUCGCAAUGGCGGUCGACGUACCACAGCUGGAGUUGUACACGCACGUUAGUAAAGACCUGCAACUCUGGAUCGAGCGAAUCAAAGGCAUCUACAAAGACGCAGAAGAAGAGGCUCUCAAGAUGACUCCUGAGUUAUUCCAAGAAUUCGUACUAGCAGACGAGGAAGGCCAGAAUGAGCUCCUCCAUCAGCUCAAGCUUAUCAAGGUCAACAAGCAUGCACAGGCCAAGUCAGAAUGGUACGACUGGAAGAUGCAGUGGGUUGAGCAACUUUACGAGAAGGCAGAUCAAGGGUUUCGGGACCUUGAGGCGGAUGCCAAAGUUCUCGAAGAUAUCAUUCGUCAAACCCAGGAAGUUGUGCCUGUUCUCAACGAGGAAUACGAGAAUCUUCUCCGCGAGCUGGAGCAAGAACAGGCUGAUGUCGCCGAACUCGAGAACUGCGACCAAGAUUAUCUGAAUGAAUUGAAAACAACCAUUCAAGAACAAAGUGUUGCGCUUGAAGCCUUUCGAGCAGACGUCGAUGAGGGUAAAGCCAAACUAGAACGUCUACAGGAGAAGCUGGAGGAAAUUGAAGCCCAGAAGCUUGAAACCACCAAUGCUAUCCAGGUGGCUGAGCGGCAAGUUCAGGUGCAGAAAAACAGCACGCAUGUCGAAGUCUUCAGAUUGAAAGAUGAACUGGAAGCCCUCCAAAACCUUCACAUGUUGCAAGUCACAAAAGUCCUGCCAGAGCUCUUUGAAUUCAGAUAUGCGUCAUCUUAUGACGUCUCUGUCCCAUGCAAGAACUUUUGCCCAGUUGUCAAGGAAGUUUCGAUCACGCGGGUCCAGAGUGCGAAGCUCAAGUACAAAGAUGCAUUCCCCGCUCUUAGCCCGUUGAUACUAAAGACGGCAAACUCGCUCAUCACGAGAUCUAACGGAGAUCUCAGUGUUCGACAGAUCGUCGAACGUCUAGGAGACUACUGGUCUGCUUGCUCUCAAUUGCUAGCCCAACUAAAGUUGGUCGCAAUUAAGUACCCGGUCGCCAUCAAUCACGGAGCAGAUGACGAAUCCGGGUUCACUGCAACUAUAACAGUCAUGCUCCCUAGCAAGAAGGCGAAGGCCUUGAUAUCUUUUAUAUUUGACACUCGGACGUUCUCUUCUUGGCCUAUAUCGAUCCAAUCUAUGCAAUGCGACGUCAAAGUCGCAUAUGGUCCUAUUCAACGAGAUACUCUUCAUGAAGCCAUCCUCAGUAGAUUAAGAGAGGCUACUGUAGCAGAUAAUUAUGGUUGUCUCCUGGAUGCGUGCACAGUCGCUUUGGACUGCUACGCAUAAGCCUCUGCUGGUCAGAUUAUAUCACCAUAUGGUUGUUGUAUCUUACAGUACUUGGUUCACUUGUAUCACUCAAAUCUAUACAUACAUAAUGUGUAUUCCUUUCAAAAGGUAUUGGUGACAGACAUCAGUAUUAAUGCUUCUUUCUUGAGAAUAGAUUUGGUCACAGUCUGACUACGG